Messenger RNA from Hibiscus syriacus, 1152 nucleotides. RefSeq names its product protein GRAVITROPIC IN THE LIGHT 1-like. Bases 1 to 1152 code for a protein of 383 amino acids. The record is from RefSeq and is a predicted model, not a curated record. The transcript has 4 exons. Gene Ontology annotation, biological process: negative gravitropism; response to red or far red light. Lineage: Eukaryota; Viridiplantae; Streptophyta; Magnoliopsida; Malvales; Malvaceae.
AUGCCCCAAAAUGAUGGGUGCAUUAUCGUCGGCCUCACAGUUGAGAAUAAGGAAAUCAGUGGGAAAUAUAAACUUUUCAACUUUUACUAUGGCAUCUUAAAUUCUUCCCUCAGGAUGAACCUGAGAUGUGUCAGCAUAAGAUGCAUAAAGAGCUGGACAUCUUCACCUCCUUCACCUCGCUGGAAAGUUGUAGAUUUUUUCAGCAUAUUUGUUAUGGUGGAAAUUUGGGUGGACAUUGAAUCUUUAGCAUCUAAUUCAAAUGUCCCAGAUCAGAAAAUCUCUUCCCGUGGAAAUCCCAAGCAGAAAGUUGUGUUGGAAGCUUUGGUUGCGAGGAUUUUUGCUAGUGUUACAGCCAUCAAAGCUGCUUAUGCAGAGCUUCAAAUGGCGCAAAACCCAUGCAACAAUAGCGCUGUCCAGGCUGCUGAUGAAGCCAUCGUUGAAGAACUGAGAACACUCUUGGAGUUAAAGCGAAAGUUCUUGAAGAGAGAGCUUGAUCUUUCACCUCUAAUCACUUUAAUGCUUGCAGAAAUUCAAGAACAGCAGAGCUUGAUGAAGACUUAUGAGAUCACAAUCAAGAAACUGGAAUCUGACGUUGAAGCAGAAGGUUCAGAGGUUGAUUCACUCCAUAAGCAGUUCAAAGAUCGCCUUGCUUUUAACAAGUCCCUGGAGAAUAAAUUAAAUGCUAGCGGGCCGUUAUCGAUGUUCGAUAAUAUCAACAAUAUUUCAACGCUGAAUCUGAGUCAUUUUCUUCAAGUUUUGCAUAAAGCUUUGCGAUCGGUUCGUAGUUUCGUGAAAUUGAUGAUCAAGGAAAUGGAGUUAGCGAAUUGGGAUCUCGAUGCAGCGGCUAAAGCCAUUGAAUCGGGUGUUGUUUUCGUUAAACAAAAUCACAGGUGCCUCGCAUUUGAAUCUUUUGUGUGUAGAACAAUGCUUGAAGGCUUCAAUCUCCAUGAUUUUUGCCUCGGCAAAGAGCUUAAACCUAGAAAAACAGACCCGGUGAAGCAUUUCAAUGAAUUCAAGGCCCUGAGAUCAGCAAAUUCAAAGCUGUUUUUAGCUCGAAAUCUAGAUUUUUCUUUCGGGAAAUUCAUUAGGGCCAAGUAUCUCAACCUUGUGCACUUUCGUUUCAAGUGUUCGUUUUUUCAUCAAGAAGGUUGA